AUGACGGACAACGCUUUGGAGCGUGAGCUUCGGCGCGUGGAGCGGGAGCGCGGGGUGGAGGUGCGCUUCGUGCACCCGGCGCCGGGCUACGUGCUGCGGACCAGCCAGGGGGGCGCCCAGCGCUGCUACCUCAACGUCUGCAGCAACCCGCUGCUGGGCCGGCCCCAGGCCCGCCAAGAGCCCCGCGGCCACCGCUGGGCCCUGCCCUACAGCCUGGCCCCCGGCCGCGAGGAGCUGGGCCGCGCCGGCCGCCGGCGCCUGGUCUACGACGUGGUCUUCCACCCGGAGACGCUGCGCCUGGCCGCCCGCAGCGCCCGCUUCAGGCGCAUGGUGAGCGACACGGCGCUGGAGGCGGUGCAGAGCCGCUUCGGGGUGCAGCUGGACCGGGCCAACGCCGUCCCGCUGCGGGGCACCGCCUACAAGGGGGUCCCGCAGGCCUCAGUCAUCCGCACUCCGCUGCCAGGGGACGCCCCGCCGCGGGCCGAGGAGCCCGACUCCCCGCUGCCCCCGUUCCCUUCCCCCUACUCCUACCCCGCCAGCAGCGCCCAGCAGCAGCCGUCGGCCCCCGCCGCGCCGCCCGGCCCCCAGCGGGGUGAGGGGGCUCGGCCGCCGUCCCCCACCACGCCCCGCUGGAGCCUGCGGCACCGCUCGUACGUGGACCUGCAGGACUAUCGCUGCUGCCGGGACUCGGCGCCCAGCCCGGUGCCCCGGGAGCUGGUGGUGACCAUCGAGCUGCCGCUGCUGAGCUCCGCCGGCCAGGCCGCCUUGGAGAUCCGGGGGCGGGAGCUGCGCCUGGACUCGCAGCGGCCCGCCUACCGCCUCCGCCUCCGCCUGCCCUACGCGGUGGACGAGAACCGCGGCCAGGCCACCUUCAACAAGGCCAAGCGGCAGCUGCUGGUCACGCUGCCCGUCCUGCCUCCGCCCGGCCCGAGCCUCGCGGCCCCCGCAGAGCCCAGCGGAACGAGCCCGGAGGAGCCAGAGGCCGGCCUUGCUACGGGCCAGGAGCAGCGGGAAGAGGCAGGCCCGGCAGCCGGAGAGGAGGAGCUCGGGCUGCCUCCAACUGAGCAAGCGUGCGCGCCAGGCGGUAGCGGCCGGGCCCCCAGCAGCCUGACUCCUCCCGGGAGGCCGGUGUGCCCCGGCAGCAUGGAUCUUACCUCGUGCACCGCCACCAGCAGCGAGGCGGGUCCUCCCCUGGCACCCAGUAACGGCACAGAUCUUCCCACCUGUCCCAGCAACAGCCUGUGCCCUGCAGUGCCCACCAAGUGCCUUAGCCGCAGCGGCUUCCCAGACCUUCCUGCGGCCCCCAGCAUCUUGGCUCCUCCGGUUUGUCCCCGCUUCCAGUGCAGCCAAGACGAAGAAUCUCUGACCCUGCUCUUGCAGGUGCCAAACAUCCAGCCAGACAGUUUGAAGGGGGAAGUCGGCACAAAUCACUAUAGAGUCGGUUUCUGUUCCAAGGACGCUGCUUCCUACUCCUUCCUCUUACAGUUUCCUCUUGAAAACAAGCUGACCCCCCCAGAGACUGGUAUUAAUGUCUCCCCCAACAACGCUGUAAUAGGACUAGCCAAAUCUCCUGAGAGUGCUGGACUUUGGGGGAAGAUGUACUUCGGUGUGAACAGCAACACUCUGCAGGAAAGGUUGUUUGUCAAUGACGAAAAUGUUGAUGAAUUUCUGGGCAAUGUCUUGUGCCCUUCAUUCCUCAAACAGACAACACUGGAAAGCCAACCAUUAAUUGAAGUACUUGAUGUUACUGAGGUCAAAAGUCAAAUCAGAUUAAAGUUACAGGAGGUUAAACAGUGUGAACUUGGUGAAAAAGAACAAACAGUUAAUUCAGGAAGAGAUCAAGUUGAAAAAGAGAAUAGAAACAGCUUCAGAACAAAUACAGAAGCCAACCAUAUUGCAGCUGACACAGCUGGAGAACAUGAUAUGGAAACUGACAUGACUUCUGGAUCUUUUACAACUGAUAAAACAAUAGGAGUAGUAGAUUGUAGUUCAGGCCAUUAUUUGCAGCUUGAACCUAUUGACACUAGUUUAGCAAUUUCUGGGAAAUCUCAGAUAAAUGAACCACAAUUAGAAUUUGCUUUCACAACAGGCAAAAGUGCCACGUCCUCAGACUGUGAAAAGCAAGAAUUACUUCAUUUGGAAGAGCAGGCAAAAAUAAGAGAGGAUGAAGAGGUCAUGUCUUCAGAGCCAGCAGAAGAGAACAAACAUCAUUUGAACUGUAGACCAGUUUCUCCAGUUGUAAAGGAAAUUAAUAUGCAAGAUGGAAGUGUGCAAAUUGUUAGAGAUCACACAAUGCACUGUGCAUUAAUUUUUCAAAAUUCUUUGUUGUAUGAAUUGGAUUAAGUUAUGUCAGGAUUUUAACUAUAAUGGUCGGUUUAUCAUCUGCAGUUUAGGCUUCUGGUUUUUUGGCAUUUAAAUCAUUGCAUAGAAACCAGGAAUCUGAACCUGAGUCUGACAGCUUCUGUAAGAGGAACCGAUUUGUUUUGUUUACAAGUCAACUUUUGUUAAUUUUGAUUUUUUACAAGUUUUAAACUUUCUUUAAAAUAAAAGUAUUUUCAAAAGAAAUGUUAAAUUGAGUAGAAAUUAAAACAUAUAAACUGCACCAGUGGAUUACUGUCCCUUCAAGAACUUGGACUUGGAUCUUGAUUAGUUGGGUAAUCUCUCUAAUGUAUUAAGUUUUUUUAUGUUUGUGUAUGUAUUUGUUUUUGUAAUGCUUCUCUCCAGAUCUGGUAUCUUUGUUCAACCUAAUGACAAGCAAUACCCAUCAUUUGAAGUAAAUAUUUGCCAGUACUCAUUUUGUGGAUUGUAAGGUUAGACUGCUAGUGAUUUUUGGCAAAUAGAAUUUUUCAUUCCAGGGAGAAGCCCACUUUUUAAUUAGUCUCCUUAAAAUAAAUGUUUAUACUGCUAUCUUCUCCUCCUACUUUCCUUCAGAUACACAGUCUCCAAAUACACCAAUGCAACCAUGUUUAACUAAUUUGUUUCUUUGUUAUCCAGUGUAUUAAAACCUGCAUUUUCCAACAUCUCUGCAUUUAUUCAUGUCUUCUAGUAUGAGUCAAUUUGUCUAAAUUAUUCCUACCACUCAAAAUAAAUUUCUGGGGUUUAAAUAUGCUGCCUGUUGGGAUUGCAUGGCAGUGGAAGAGCAACAAUAAGCAAGCAGACUUCUAAGCUUUGAUAUUAAACUUUCAGAUCCCUUUUCUGUCACUUUCCAAAAAACAACAAAAACCAGUUCCUUUACAAACUGUUGUACAUGCUGAAGAAAAUGUACUUCUGAACAAACUUAGGUUAAAUUUGAUUUACAGUUCAAAUCUCCCAUAAAAGUAGGUUGCUUACAUAGCUGUGCCAACCGGAAGUACUGAAUUUUAUUGCUUAUGACAACUCUAAAAUGUAUCUACCGUACUGUGUUGGUUCCAGGAUAUUAGAGACACAACGUGGAUAAGGUAAUAACUUUUACUGGACCAACUUCC
Chelonoidis abingdonii (Abingdon island giant tortoise) is the source of this 3464-nucleotide messenger RNA. It is a transcript of the gene DNAAF2, whose product is annotated as dynein axonemal assembly factor 2. Gene Ontology annotation, cellular component: cytoplasm. Gene Ontology annotation, biological process: epithelial cilium movement involved in extracellular fluid movement; axonemal dynein complex assembly; cilium-dependent cell motility. Lineage: Eukaryota; Metazoa; Chordata; Testudines; Testudinidae. The record is from RefSeq and is a predicted model, not a curated record.